UAUCACUUCGCCUUUUCUUUCCAACAACCCCUAUCAGAAAGACCAUCAGUAUACCAUUAACAGCAUGUGCAACCUAUCUCACUCGGUCUCUGAGGGUGAGAGCCCAAAUUUAUCAGAAUGGAUCCCUCAAGACAAAGUCUGUCAAGAGGCAUUUGAACUGGCACGAUCAGCCCUACCCCCAGCCGUCCUCAACCACAGUCUCCGUGUUUGGGUGUACGCUAAAUGGCUUGCAGAACGGCUGCAAGAGAAUAGAUCAGAACUCUCUAUCGAUACGUCACUCUAUAAUCUCCUCUUCGUGGCCUGCAUCCACCACGACCUCGGCUGCGCAGAUCGCUAUAACGGCCCUGAACGAUUUGAGAUUGAAGGCGCAGAUGCCAGUGUCAAGUUUCUCAAACAGUUCAACCUCAGCCAGGAACAAAUUCAGCUAGUCUGGCAGGCGAUUGCCCUACACACGACUCCGGGGAUCGCGGAGCGGCUUCAUCCUUUUACUCGACUGGUUCGACUGGCCGUUCGGACAGACUUUCAUUCUUGGGAUGAAGUCGACGCGAAGUUCCAGGAUGAUUUAGAGAAGUCUCUUCCGAGAUUAGAGAUCGAAAAGGUCCUGGGCGAUGCGGUUGCCAAUCAAGCUAUUGAUCGUCCAAACAAAGCACCGCCGAAUUCGUGGCCCGCGGCUUUGGUGCGCGCCAAAUUAGAAUGGCCAGACUGGGAGGGAGUGAAUAAAGGUUUUUGAUGUGUUGACCGUGGUAUAUGCAGGAGAUUCAGUUUAGCAGUGUCUGCUUAAUUUAAUUUCAUCUUCAUUGGUUCAUGAUAUGGUUCAACUCCAACUUCUUCAUGGUGGGACUAGCCAAUUUCUUGCGUUGAUCAUGUAUAUUGAGAAUCCACAAAUCUAGUUAUCUAGUCGAACGGAUUCAAUGACGCAUUUCAAAUUCUUCGAACGAGUG
This is a messenger RNA of Aspergillus candidus, 941 nucleotides long. RefSeq lists its product as uncharacterized. The transcript has a single exon. The coding region runs from base 65 to 730 and encodes 221 amino acids. Lineage: Eukaryota; Fungi; Ascomycota; Eurotiomycetes; Eurotiales; Aspergillaceae. The record is from RefSeq and is a predicted model, not a curated record.